CACACAAAGUUGUCCAUUGAAUGACCGCUUACUUUUCCCGUAAUGAGAACUCGUCUUCGUCUCGCCCAAAGAAUCUGGACUGAUCGAAACCCGCACGAAAGAAUUCUAAAAUAGUUAUCUCAGAUGGAAAAAGAAGAAUCAAGUAGGUGAAGCGAGAUCGAGGCGAUCUGAUCGCGAGCUUUUAAAAGGACGAGGCGGUAAUCGAACCUGAUACACUUCAACUUUUACUCUUGUACGUUCACACUUACUCUCUCUUGGGUCGAAGAAGCCAUCUGCGUUCUUUUACUGUCGCCGUUCGCUAUCAGAACCCACUCGAAGAGACUGGAAACUGCAAAGAGAAACAGGAUCCAUGGAGGGAAGUGGCGCAGGAAAUGGUUUGGGGUGCAGCAAGGUGAUAGAGUUGAAUGGAAGCAGGAAGAAGGUUGAGAAACCCAUUCCGUCUUGCUGCAGGAAGGGGAUGGCUGCGCUGCCUGAGGCUGAAGCGAAGCUGCAUGCUACGGUGGUAUCGGGGUGGUUCUCUGGACAUCGGUGCAGCUCUGAUAAGAACAGCCGGCCUCUUUAUUACAACAAUCCAAUGUGGCCUGGUGAAGCACAUUCCUUGAAGGUGGAAGAAAUUUUAUAUGAAGGGAAGUCAAAAUAUCAAGAGAUACUAGUUUUUAAGUCCUUAAUAUACGGAAAGGUGCUUGUGCUCGAUGGCAUUGUCCAACUCACGGAAAAAGAUGAAAGUGCGUACCAGGAGAUGAUUGCCCACCUUCCUCUUUGUUCAGUUUUAUCCCCAAAAACUGUAUUGGUCAUAGGAGGUGGUGAUGGUGGUGUUCUGCGGGAAAUUUGUAGGCAUCGAUCCGUGGAGCACAUUGAUAUAUGUGAAAUAGAUGAGCUUGUCAUCACUGUUUGCAAGGAAUUUUUCCCUGCACUUUCCAUUGGUUUUGAGGACCCUCGUGUUCAUCUUCACGUUGGUGAUGCUGUUGAUUUUCUGAGAAAUGCAUGUGAAGGGAUGUAUGAUGUAGUAAUUGUAGAUUCUUCUGACCCUAUAGGGCCUGCUCAGGAGCUUGUUGAAAAGCCAUUUUUUCAAACAAUUGCAAAGGCUUUGAGGCCUGGUGGCGUCCUCUGCAAUCAAGCAGAAAGUAUGUGGCUUCAUACACAUCUUAUUCAAGAUAUGCUUUCCAUUUGUCGCGAAGUAUUCAAGGGCUCUGUGCAUUAUGCUUGGACAAGUGUUCCUACAUAUCCCAGCGGUGUCAUUGGAUUCUUGUUGUGCUCAACGGAUGGUCCACAUGUUGACUUCUUGAAUCCAGUAAACCCAAUUGAGAAGCAGGAAGCAGCAGUAAAGCUCCAAAGCGAACUCAGAUUCUAUAACUCAGAGAUGCACAAGGCCUCUUUUGCAUUGCCAUCAUUUGUAUUGAGGGAGCUGAGCACAACACUGAAUGAUUUGCCAGAUGGGGUAAAGAUAGGAGAGAAGCCGACUGAUCGCCAUGUGAGGAGAAAAUUUUCAGAUAGCCUGAAUGCAAACUGAAUAUGCAACGAUUUGGUAAGCGGCUUUUGAUCACCAUCUUUAGUAGAACCAAUGUAACAAAUAAGGGCAUGCAUUCUAUCUUCCAUACAUUUAUCAAAACAAUGUUACUUAUCAUUAUAAAAAUUGAUGUUACUCAUUUAUAUCCCUUUUUUUUA
Dendrobium catenatum is the source of this 1665-nucleotide messenger RNA. Its product is annotated as spermine synthase. Gene Ontology annotation, molecular function: spermidine synthase activity. NCBI's taxonomy places the organism in Eukaryota, Viridiplantae, Streptophyta, Magnoliopsida, Asparagales, Orchidaceae. The transcript has 12 exons. Gene Ontology annotation, biological process: spermidine biosynthetic process. Gene Ontology annotation, cellular component: cytosol. Bases 350 to 1510 code for a protein of 386 amino acids. The record is from RefSeq and is a predicted model, not a curated record.